Molecule: messenger RNA, 1291 nt
Organism: Coregonus clupeaformis (lake whitefish)
Lineage: Eukaryota; Metazoa; Chordata; Actinopteri; Salmoniformes; Salmonidae
Product: NPC intracellular cholesterol transporter 2
Exons: 5
Coding region: 124-576 (150 amino acids)
Biological process (GO): cholesterol efflux; intracellular cholesterol transport
Molecular function (GO): cholesterol binding
Source: RefSeq, a predicted model, not a curated record
CGCCAGUCAGUGGAUCUUGAAAAUUCCACCACUGUAAAUACACGUCAUUUUUUCGUGACAAGGAAGUAAGGAGUGUCUGUGUGCCUGCGCCUGAACCAUACAAGAGAGGGCCAGAUUGCAGCUAUGGAUAUUCACGCUGCUUUCAUCAUUGUUCUAUUCGCCGCGAUUGCUCUCACCUGCGCGGAACCUGUGAAAUUUGUCGAUUGUGGCUCUGAUGUUGGUAAAGUGGUGUUUGUUGAUAUCCACCCUUGUCCUAAACAACCAUGUGAGCUCCAUAAAGGACAGGCCUAUGCUGUCAAUGUGACAUUCAACAGUGCGGUUGAGAGCCAGACGAGUAAAGCAAUUGUCCACGGUUUAAUCGCUGGGGUUCCCAUCCCAUUCCCCAUCCCCAUUGAAGACGGUUGCAAGUCUGGGAUUGAGUGCCCCAUUCAGAAGGCACAGAGCUAUCACUAUGUGACUCAGCUUCCAGUGAAGUCUGAGUACCCCUGUAUCAAGCUGGUUGUUGAAUGGGAGCUGAGAGAUGACACUGGCAAAGACUUGUUCUGCAUAAAGUUCCCAGUCCAGAUCGUAAACUGAGAUUUGUCUGCAGUACCACCUGAAGGGAAUUUUUAAAAAGGGAUUCUAAUGUGACCUGCUUAAACUGAGAUUAGCCUACAUACACAUUUGAUGCAUUAUUCUAUAAUUUAAGAAUUCUGAUUUUAAGUAUUGAUUCUGUAGGUUUUAAAUGUAUACCGUAGCUUUUCAGUUGUUUUAAAACGUAACUUCCCAUGCAGGCAUUUUGGGAUGUUGUGGCCGACUGUUUACUCAUAACUGCAUAAGUGGGUUGUUCCACCAAAUUAGUACCUAAUAACUGUGGGUGCUUAUAUUUUUCCUAUUCCAGACACGUGUAUAUUAUACCUAUGUGUGAAUUGAAAAUGUGUUUUUUGCAUAUCUGAACUCCCCGAGACCCUUGGAGAGUGGGGUCACGACCAGGGUCAGCCAUUAUCAACAGUGAUCCUGGAGCUAUUAAGAUUUAAGUGCCUUGCUUAAGGGCACAUCGGCAGCUUUUUCACCUUGUCGGCUAAGGGAUUCAAACUAGCGACCUUUUGGUUACUGGCCCAACUCUCUAACCACUAGGCUACCUGCCUACCUUUUGCAUCCCUUAAUAUAUUUUUAGUGGAAAUUGUGCACCAAUAUUGAUUUGUGAAAGCCUGUUAUAUUAAAUGAAGUGCUCUUUUAAAAUAAACUAAAUGGAAAAUUCAAUAAAUCUUUUUUUUAAAUAUGAAUAAAGACUUGCUAAAGUGACAAUUCA